Molecule: messenger RNA, 1430 nt
Organism: Suncus etruscus (white-toothed pygmy shrew)
Lineage: Eukaryota; Metazoa; Chordata; Mammalia; Eulipotyphla; Soricidae
Exons: 9
Coding region: 1-1338 (445 amino acids)
Source: RefSeq, a predicted model, not a curated record
AUGGCCGCCUCCGUCAACUUCACACCCGAAGCUGCCCGCGACACGCCCCGCCCCUUCCUGCGCAGACCGGAAGUGGAAGCGAGUGGGCGUGGCCAGAGGCGCGCUCGAAAGUGGGCGCGGGAGCGGCGGGGCAGAGGCGGCGGCGGGUCGGGCCCGGCUGCUGGCGCCAUGGGGUCCGGCGGGGGAGCCUCGGCCGCGCGCCCGGCCUUGAUCUGGCUCAGCAGCGACGACGACGACGACGGCGCGAACGACGCGGUCCAGCUGGUGGAAGCGAUCGGGACCCCCAAAGGCGCCCCCGGCCGGGAAGGGCCCACGGCCGCGGCCCGCCCCGUGCACCCCGUCCCGCUUGCAGCCGCCAGCCGCCCGCCCGGUGACAAGCCCCCCGCGUGCGAGGAGGACUCCGAGGUCCUGGUGACCUUCUGCAGGGACGCGGACGUGCUGCCCCACGCGCGGCACGACUGCCCGGCCCACGCCUUCCAGAGGACCGAGCGCGAGACGACCCAGCCCGUGGGCAGCAACGCCGACUCUUGCCCCAAGUGCUUCUGUUAUGUGUGUGACAAGCCUGUCACCGAGUGCCUGUCCUGGACGACCCCGACCCAGUGCCACUGCAACGCACACGGCCGGAGCCAGUACUGGAAGGCCGAGCGCAACCAGGAGCUGUGUGGCAUCCUCACCACCUUCUACCUGGAGCCCUCAGAGAUCGACGUGCAUUUGCGGCGUGGGGGGCAGCGUCUGCAGUGCUUUAUCCCCGAGCUCUCUGCAGCCUACUCUCACUAUCUCUGUGGAACACCUCCCAGUGACCGGCUGCAAUGCAUAUCUCAGCCCCCACUCAGCAAGAGACAGUGCCCAGAGGCACCUGAGCACCGGUACUCAGAAGUCUUCAGGGUGGCAUCUUUGUUCGUUGAUGAGGCCAAGAAGGAGCACCCCAAGGCAUCAGCUGUCAUGUUGCUGGGAGUGUUCCGGGAGCUCUCGGUGCACAGUGACCCUUCCAAGACCUCCCCAAAACCCGAGAGUCUGGAAUGUUUGAAGGUAGCGGUACCGGUGCUCAUGGAUAGGAUAACACAACACCUACAGCGCCUCCUGGUGGUGGGCGGCCUAGCACAGCCCCUGUGCGAGAAGCUGACCCGUUUCUUCUACUCCGUGCCCCUCCCGCCACACUGCAGCCGGUUCUUCACCUCCUUGAACAUCAUGCCAUGGGAUCACAGGGUGCUGACAACCAUCUUAAGAGGACAAAACUUGGCUGGUCCCCAGAAGCAGCGAGGCCGAGGGUCGACCUUCAGUGAGCACUUCCCAGUCAUCAGGGCCAGGGUGGACUGCCUGGAGAGCGCUGGGCGGUAGGUGCACAGCACCUCCAGUGGGCCAUCCGAGUCUCCUGCAGCCUGGGCUGCUGAACCCUCCUCUUCAGGGAGGCCCAAAGAGAUCAGCCGGCG